Messenger RNA from Terrapene triunguis (Three-toed box turtle), 738 nucleotides. RefSeq names its product regulator of G protein signaling 20 (gene RGS20). The coding region runs from base 82 to 738 and encodes 218 amino acids. The record is from RefSeq and is a predicted model, not a curated record. The transcript is spliced from 5 exons. NCBI's taxonomy places the organism in Eukaryota, Metazoa, Chordata, Testudines, Emydidae.
CUGGGUGAGGAGCCCACUGCUAACGGAUGUGAUCAAGGCAAAGAUUUCCAUCUGGCUCCCGGGACUGAUGGUGAAAUUCCCAUGGGAUCGGAGCGGAUGGAAAUGCGCAAACGGCAGAUGUCUGUGGCCCAGGAGACACCAAGUUCCACACAGGCACAGCAUGGCAUUGGGAAUCGAGCUUCCAAUGCCUGCUGCUUUUGUUGGUGCUGUUGUUGCAGCUGCUCAUGUCUUACUGUUAGGAAUCAAGAUGAAGAGAGAGCAAGGAGGACAUCCCAUGAACUCAGAGCAGAGAGUAUUCCAAACUGUGAGGAGAGUCCCACUCCUACUCUUGAAGAAGUAAAUGCCUGGGCUCAGUCAUUUGACAAGUUAAUGAUCACUCCAGCGGGCAGAAAUGCUUUCCGGGAGUUCCUCCGAACAGAAUUCAGUGAAGAGAACAUGCUUUUCUGGAUGGCCUGUGAGGAGUUAAAGCAGGAAUCCAACAAGAGUGUCAUAGAAGAAAAAGCAAGGUUAAUCUAUGAAGAUUAUAUUUCUAUCCUUUCUCCAAAAGAGGUCAGCCUGGACUCCAGAGUAAGGGAAGUUAUCAACCGAAAUAUGCUGGAACCAUCACAACAUACUUUUGAUGAUGCACAGCUUCAGAUUUACACCUUAAUGCAUAGAGACUCCUACCCACGGUUUAUGAACUCUGCUAUUUAUAAGGACUUGCUUCAGUCCUUAUCUGAGAAAUCCAUCAAAGCAUAA